Fragaria vesca subsp. vesca is the source of this 1612-nucleotide messenger RNA. Its product is annotated as F-box/kelch-repeat protein At3g23880-like. The transcript has 2 exons. Gene Ontology annotation, molecular function: ubiquitin-protein transferase activity; protein binding. Gene Ontology annotation, biological process: SCF-dependent proteasomal ubiquitin-dependent protein catabolic process. Lineage: Eukaryota; Viridiplantae; Streptophyta; Magnoliopsida; Rosales; Rosaceae. The record is from RefSeq and is a predicted model, not a curated record. Bases 77 to 832 code for a protein of 251 amino acids.
ACCUAGAAUUCAUUUCAACACUCUCUUCAGUCGCUUCAGUCUCUCCAUCUGGUUAGGUUGAGCCGUUGAGAUUGAGAUGUUGAAGGAGGAGCAGCUUGAUCUGGAUCUUCCUGAAGAAGUGGUAGUCAACAUCCUCUGCCGGUUGCCGGUCAAGUCCUUGAUACGCUUCACUUGUGUCUCAAAACGGUGGCGUUCUCUUAUAAUUUCCGACCACCUAUUUGGCAACUCCCAUUUUCAGCUGGCAUCUCACCUCCGUCGAAAUGUCCUCCUCGCCACCAACCCUACCUUGGUUGAAGAAGGUACACCUGGUACACCUUCUAUGGAACCGUUACCCACUCGAUUUCAAUCUCUAGCAGAUAGGUUCCCAAUCAGGGAACUCACCUGCCCAUCCGAGCUCAAGAGCAACAUUGUAGUAUUGGGCUCCUGCAAUGGCUUGGUAGUUUCAGGCAAGUUCCAAUAUUCCAUUGUACCUCAAGGCCGAUUAUACUGUGAUUUUCUUAUAAGUUUGGUAAUCUGGAACCCGUCUAGUGGAUUCUUUCGAAAAAUACCUAGUCCAAGUUUUCUGAUUGGGAUGGAAAAAUUGGCAUAUGAAAAACAGAUUAGGUUUGUGAAUCGUGUAUAUUAUGGUUUUGGUCAAGUGUCGACCUCCGAUGACUACAAACUUGUGGUGAUACCCAAAAUUGGUGAUUUAAUGGAAGUGCAUGUGUUCUCAGUCAAAGCUAACUCUUGGAAAGUUGUUAAAACUCCUUGUGGCCAUACCCCCUCUGGUCUAAAGAACGGGGGACACAUUCGAAUGGAGCAAUUCAUUGGGUCAGUCAACACGAACCAGUGAUUUUUGAGCCACCUGUCAAUGUUUUUUAUGCUUUUGAUCUGGCAAGUGAGGAGUUUCGGGAAAUCCCGUUGCCAGUUCUUGUCCAUAAUGAAUAUAGUCUGAGACUGAGAAUGACGCUAGUAAGAACUCCUGUUCUUUUAGGAGGAUGUCUCUGUGUGAUGUUUAGGGAUUAUGAUGAGUAUCAUGAAAUUUGGGUGAUGAAAGAGUAUGGGGUGCAUGAAUCUUGGGUUAAACUCUUCAGGUUUAGAGCACAUGAUUCAACAUAUCACUGGAAUCCUAUUUUCAUUGCAGAAGAUGGUACAGUUGUGAUCAGCGUGCCUCGGGCGAUGGAGGUGGUCAGGAUUAAAUGCCGUAAGGAUGAGGAGCCAGUCUGCACGGACCGUUACAGUCUUGAGAAGGUACCCGGGUGGAAGUAUUUACUUGAUGCCAUUUUGUAUGAUGAAACUCUAGUUUCGGUGCCUGAAUGAUUUUGGUGAUUCAUGUGGCUUGAGACCCAACUAACAAGAAAGAACAGAAAUGAAGUGGGAUUUCUACGUGCAUUAUCUUGCUUGCUGGUUUAUGUAAUUUGGAUUCUCCACCGUUUGUGUUUAUGGAGUAUGUUUCUCUGUUUUAGUCCAUUGAGCUAUGCCUUUUGAUGUGUGUAAUUGAAGGGCUAGAAACUAUGAAGUAUGAACUAUUACUGCUAUUGUUGCUGCAUGAAGGAACUUGUUUUAUGAGGAAUUCUUGCUUAUCACCCCAUAUGAGAUAUGCAGCAUAAGGGAUUAUUAUUAUUUUUUUCUG